AUGUUUCCAACGUUGCAAGUAACAGUAUCUGGCCUGGAACCAUCUGUGCGUUACUCAUUAAUGGUCGAUUUGACGUGUAUUGAUAACAAAAGGUACCGUUACGCUUUCCAUCAAUCAAAAUGGAUCGUCGCUGGACCAGGAGAAGCGGAAUUGCCAUGUCGAGUUCAUGUGCAUAGUGAAUCACCUGCUUCCGGGGAACAUUGGAUGCGCCAGACAGUAUCCUUUGAUAAAAUUAAGUUAACCAACAACCAGCUAGAUCAGAACGGGCAUAUAAUUGUAAAUUCGAUGCACCGUUAUCAACCAAAUAUACACGUCGUCGUGCAUGCUGAUGGAAAUGGACGUCAAUGUCGAACAUUUUCAUUUCCCAAUACAUCAUUCAUGGCUGUUACUGCUUAUCAAAAUCAUCGGAUAACAGAGCUAAAAAUCGAGAGUAAUCCGUUUGCCAAAGGAUUCCGCGAAUGUGAAAUGAAUGAAUCAUUUCCUUUCCUCAUCAAUCCAUUAUUCCCAUUCUAUACAACAUUGCUUGCUUCGCAUUUUCGUGCUACCAAUCCAUUUAAUAAAUAA
Molecule: messenger RNA, 564 nt
Organism: Acanthocheilonema viteae
Lineage: Eukaryota; Metazoa; Nematoda; Chromadorea; Rhabditida; Onchocercidae
Source: the annotation of a GenBank genome assembly